Pollicipes pollicipes is the source of this 336-nucleotide messenger RNA. RefSeq lists its product as uncharacterized. The transcript has 3 exons. NCBI's taxonomy places the organism in Eukaryota, Metazoa, Arthropoda, Thecostraca, Pollicipedomorpha, Pollicipedidae. The coding region runs from base 10 to 336 and encodes 108 amino acids. The record is from RefSeq and is a predicted model, not a curated record.
GACGCCGCCAUGCGCGCCGCCGCGCCGCUGCUGCUGCUGGUGCUGGUGCUGGUGCUGGAGGGCGCCGGCGCGUUCCUGACGCACCGCUGGCUCGUGCCGAACCUCUACUUCCCCAUGAUCCGCGCGCUCGACCGCAAGACGACGACAGCGCGCAAGGUGUUCGGCGGGCUCACGCGGCUGUUCUCGUUGCUGGGUCGACGUAAGCGCUCGAUAGACUCGGGGUCGCUCUGUGACUUCCGCGAGCCCUGUCUGGCGCUCGAGGCGAUGGACGCUGGUAACCUGGAGCGGUGGAUUGAAAACAGACAACAGAACAUCGGCCACAACACGCACGUCUGA